AUGCCGAAAGUAAGGUCAGCGACAGGAGCCCCUCGUAAGCAGGGGUUCAACAAAUCGAACCAUUCGAUGAACCCCGAAAGGCCCACCGAAGGGUUAAAAGGGGUUUCUAAGGUCCGUACGAAAGGGACGAUUAAAAGGUUGCAGAUGUACAGAAACUUCAAAGCCAAAAGAGACAAGUCCGGUAAAAUUUUAACCCCUGCACCAUUCCAAGGUUGGGUACCGUCGGGUACAGUAGCACGAGUGGAGCCCAAUCAGAAAUGGUUCGGAAACAGCAGAGUUAUAUCGCAAAACACCUUGCAAAAAUUCCAAACCGAACUAGGAAAAGCGCUAAAAAAUCCUUACCAGGUCGUAAUGAAACCUACAACUCUGCCCAUAACUUUACUAAACGAAAAAGCAAAAAACGCUAGAGUUCAUUUACUGGAUACCGAAAGUUUCGAUAGCGUCUUUGGUCCUAAAAAGAAGAGAAAGCGUCCCAAUAUCAUGGCCAAAGGCAUAGAAGAAUUAAGCGAAUUAGCGGAGAAAUCCGCGAAUGAAUACAGCAACGAAAAAGAUUCUAAUAUCGUAAGGGAUGACGAGGGAGUUAGAGAUUUACCCAGAGAUUGGGUAAUGGCCGCUGGACAGUCAAAGAGAAUCUGGAAUGAAUUGUACAAAGUAGUCGAUUCAUCUGACGUGCUGCUGCAAGUUUUGGACGCUAGAGAUCCAUUGGGUACAAGAUCGCCUUAUCUAGAGAAAUAUUUAAAAACCGAAAAGCCCCAUAAACACCUCAUUUUCAUUUUAAAUAAAGUCGAUUUAGUUCCCACGUGGGUUACACAAAGAUGGGUAGCAAUAUUGAGUUCCGAGUAUCCAACUGUAGCCUUCCAUGCGAGUAUUACUCACCCAUUCGGAAAGGGCUCGCUAAUUAAUCUACUUAGGCAAUUAGCUAAAUUGCAUAUCGAUAAGAAGCAGAUUUCGGUUGGAUUUAUAGGCUAUCCGAAUACUGGAAAAUCGUCAAUAAUUAACACAUUGCGGAGCAAAAAAGUGUGCAAAGUAGCUCCUAUUGCUGGAGAAACGAAAGUAUGGCAAUACAUUACAUUGAUGAGAAGGAUAUACCUGAUUGAUUGUCCGGGAGUGGUGUAUCCCUCAGCAGAAACGGACACCGAAAAAGUUCUAAAAGGAGUAGUAAGAGUAGAAUUGGUUAAUAAUCCAGAAGAUUACAUUGAGCACGUAUUGGAUAGAGUUAAACCGGAAUAUAUCAAAAAAACAUACAAAAUCGACACCUGGAACGAUCCCACAGACUUCUUGGAGAAACUAGCCAAUAGGUCCGGCAAAUUGCUCAAAAAAGGCGAGCCGGACAUAGCCAGUGUGGCGAAAAUGGUGCUCAACGACUGGCAACGCGGUAAAUUACCGUUUUACUGCAUUCCAGCAGGUUACGAACAGCCUUUGAAACCAUUAGAAGAAUCCACUGUGGAAAAUAAAGUUUCCGUUAUUCAAGAUUUCGGAAAAAUCAAAGUCGGGCUCACCUACGAAGGGGAAGACGUCAAGCAACUCGAACCUAUUGAAAAUUUGGACAAAGCAGUAUCAGAAUACGCAGACGAUCAAUCCGAAAUCAAUACUACAGUCGAUGAGACUGAGGAGAAAUCUGAACUUAACAGUACUGUAGAUGAUUCCGAGAAAUCUGAACUUAACAGUACUGUAGAUGAUUCCGAUACCGAUUCGGAUAUCAGCUUUUAUUCCGAUAUGGAAACGCAAACUGAGACAGCCAGCGGCACGUUCCACGUCGAGGACUUGUCGAAGAAGAAAAAGAAAACUAAACAAGGCAAGAAUGUGGAAGAAGGAGCUGUUAAGAAGUUGACCAGCAAACAGAAGAGGGCGAUUGAAAGAGCGCAGAAGAGGAAGAAGAUCGGUAGCAACUUUUACGAAGUUACUAAUGUUAAAAACAGGAAUAGAAAUAAGAAAAAAGUCUAA
Molecule: messenger RNA, 1944 nt
Organism: Phyllotreta striolata
Lineage: Eukaryota; Metazoa; Arthropoda; Insecta; Coleoptera; Chrysomelidae
Source: the annotation of a GenBank genome assembly